AUGGCAGAUAAAGUCGAUUCAUCUUCUCCUUCUACUAAAAAGCUUAGGUUCAAGCCGAAACUUCCACCUUCAAGACAGAAAAAACGCACCGUCUCCAAAACUGAAGUCAUAAAUGAUAAUAAAAGGAGUGCUGAAGAUGAAGCAGGUGUCCAGGCUAAGAGGCUCAUGGACCAAUUCAAUUUCAAACCUGCAGCUCAAGUACAAGUUGCUUUUGGGCCGGGUGCACCAUCGCCAUCUCUUUUGAUAAGGAAAUAUAAUGUUCCUGGGCAUGAGAAGACUGGUAGCAGCUGGCCAGGGACAGAAGAUACUAUGGAUGAUGAUGGGAAAAUUGUUUUGCCUCCUUCAACUGCCAGACUAGAUGGAGCUACUAAUGCAUUAUCCCUGAAAGGGAAGAAACAAUACAAAGAACCAUGGAAUUACCACCGUACCUAUUAUCCAAAUACUCUUCCUUUGAGGCUGCCUUACUCUGGUGACCCUGAGCUUCUUGACAAGGCUGAGUUUGGGGAGGCAGCAAAGAACUUGGAGUAUGAUGAGAAUAAUAUCAAUCCUGCUUCUGAUCUUGGGCUGUUGGAGGAGUGUGACAAUGAAAGGUUAUUUUUCUUCCAAAUUCCUGAAAAGCUGCCCUUUUUGAAGCGAUCAGCAAGUGCAAAGGGAAAAGAGAAAGCUGAAAUUUCAACGCCAUCAGAAAGCAAGAGUGCUUCUAGGAAGACCAGUUUUGAAGAAUUACCAAAGGGAUAUAUGGGCAAAAUGCUGGUUUACAGGAGUGGAGCAAUCAAGCUUAAGCUUGGUGAUACACUGUAUGAUGUUUCACCAGGCUCAGAGUGUACGCUUGCUCAAGAUGUUAUGGCGAUCAACACUGCAGGUAAAGAUUGCUGCGCUAUUGGAGAGCUUGGGAAGCGUGCUGUUGUAACUCCUGAUAUUGAUUAUAACUUGAAUUCUGUGAUCAACUUGGACUAA
Dovyalis caffra is the source of this 957-nucleotide messenger RNA. NCBI's taxonomy places the organism in Eukaryota, Viridiplantae, Streptophyta, Magnoliopsida, Malpighiales, Salicaceae. The record is from the annotation of a GenBank genome assembly.